AUGUUGCUGUUGCAUGUGUGCAUCAGUGCCGGCGUUCUGCUGAGCCUCCCUCAGCGUACCGCAGGUAUUUGCACCGACGGGACACCCAAAGAGUGUCAGGAAGCAGACUUCGCCCCGGGAUCCAAUCUGGCAGGCGAAGGCUUUGAUAUAACCACCAUGGAGCGCAAAGGAGCCUUCGUGCUCAACAUGGACGCAUGGCGACGCAAGAACAGAAAAUGCACCCUGUGCGUCAACCCCUUCAUGGAGAACAAGAAGCAGAAGCUGCCUCUGUCCGUGCUGGACUGGAGGGCCAAGCAGUCCUGCAACUCCAAGGUGUCGUCCAAGCUGCACAAAUCCAGCGAGUCUCUGGUCAGCUCCAUUUCUUCUUCCGUUGAGAACAACUGGAAAGUAGGCUUAGAUUUUCAAACUAUAAAAACGGGUGCGUCGUUGAUGUUGGCUGGAACCAACUCGAAAGUAGCCGAUUACUCCAUGGAGAAAACAAAGAAUGACAAGUUCAGCUUCUCAAGCCUCGGCAUGUCCUGCGAGUACUAUAGCUACCGAGUGUCGGACUCGCCCAGGCUGCACAGGGAAUUCAGCAAAGCGGUGCAACAACUUCCUCCGGUGUACAGCUCCGAAAGCAAGACGCAGUUUUACAAACUCAUUGACACCUUCGGCACCCAUUACAUCAGCAAGGUGAAGUUGGGCGGAGAUGUUCAGUCUGUCACCAGCAUUCGCCAAUGUCAGGCCAGCCUGCAGAGCCUGAAUGCAGAGGAGGUGCAGAUGUGCCUGGAGGUGGAGGCGUCUGCAAGCUUCAGGGUCACGGUAAAAACCGAAUCAAAACACUGCAAGAAGGACAUAGAGAAGUCAGAGAGCAAGAUGGCGUUCUCAAACCUCUUCAGCGACAGGUUUACAGAAAUCAAAGGGGGCCAUACAACAGAGCCAGACCUCCUCUUCUCCUCUGAUAAAGACCCAUCAGCCUACAAGGAAUGGCUCAAGUCGAUUCCACAAAGCCCUGAUAUAAUCUCGUAUUCUUUGGGCGCUCUCCAUCAACUCCUGCCUCCUACAUCACCAACAUGGUCCAACCUGCGCUCAGCCAUCUCCCAUUACAUCCUGGAGAAAGGUCUGGCAGUCAACUGCACCGAGCGUUGUAGAAAAGAUUCGAGGGAUCAGUGCGUCUGCCAGUGUCAAAACGAUCCAGCGGUGAACCAGGACUGCUGCCCGACGAAGAAAGGCAUGGCCCGGGUGAUUGUCACCGCACAGAGGGCUACGGGUCUGUGGGGAGACUCCUUCACAUCCACAGACGGCUUUGUGAAAGUCAUUUACGGUAAUAAAGAACACCGUUCACAAGUCAUCACCAAUAACAACAACCCAAACUGGAAUAUGGUGGUAAAUCUGGGUCCGCAAGAUCUGUCUGUAGCAAACAAAGUGAGAUUUGAAGUCUGGGACGAGGAUCACGGUUGGGACGACGACCUCUUGGGAUCCUGCGAGCAGCUUCUGCAAAAAGGCAUCAAGGAGGACAUCUGCCCGAUGAACCACGGCAGGCUGUACUUCAAACUGGAAGUGACAUGUGCUCCGAGUCUGACCGGCGAUUCAUGCAGAGAGUAUCAACCAACACCGAUGAAUCAGAGCCUGAAGAAGCUUUACGUGUCACGUCACGCCCAUCCUAUUCCCAAAGCCAUGCUGCUGGAGAUGGGGGUGUUUCUGAACGAAUCUGUGUCCACAAAGUUAACUUUUAGGAAAAACCAGAGUCUUACUGCUAAAAGCCAAACAUAUUAUCUUAAAUAAGGCAAAAACACAAACUUAUACCAACUACUUGUGGGCAAGUUUCUAGUGCAAAUAUCUUCAUACACUGGAAAUAAGAAAACAAUAACUUACAAGUAACUUUUCUCCAACAUAUUGGAGCUUGUUUUAAGUCAAGUUUUCCUGAAAUGUGACCCAUUAUUAGAACAGGUGGAGCUAUACUCGGGUUGUUAGGUAACAGGUGGAGCUCCACUCGGGUUGUUAGGUAACAGGUGGAGCUCCACUCGGGUUGUUAGGUAACAGGUGGAGCUCCACUCGGGUUGUUAGGUAACAGGUGGAGCUCCACUCGGGUUGCUAGGUAACAGGUGGAGCUCCACUCGGGUUGUUAGGUAACAGGCCUGGGUUUCUGAUUUGUGACGUUAAUUUCCAGAGAUGUUUGAAAGGCUUUUUUUCCAAACACAAAAAAAAAAACAUUUACUCAUUGUGAAAAACUGGACAGAUUUUUCAAGUAGCAUCAAAGAACCAAAUGAAAGUACAAAAAAGUACAUCAUGCAAAUUUUAGCAUAUGUCCCGUUUAAUAUCGAUGGAAAAAGUACUGGAUACAUCAGCAGAUUGUUUCACUUAUAACAAGACAUUUUUUCCAUGUUACGUGAAAUGGUCUGCCAGUGGAAAUAGAACCAUUUCAUCAAUGUUAAGGGAUUAUUGACUUAAACAAGCUCCUAUAUCUUAGUUGUAAGUUAGUUUUGUCUUAUUUCAAGUUUGCUGAGAUGGUUGUACUAGACAAAAAUACUUGCUACAAUUGUCUUUUUGCAAUGAGAUUUUAAAAAGUUGCUGGCUCGCUAUUGCUGAGAUUGUUUUAUUAUCUGCACCCUUUGCUUUAUAUGACAAUGCUUUUAGAAAAAAAGCUAAGAACUAUUGUUUCUUUCUAAAAAAAUAAUUUAAAAAUAAAUAAUUAUACGGCCCCUGAUGUAGAGGCAAUCAGACAGAAAGAUAAACACACUUUGCUUGCUUGUAGGUGUAAUGAAAACAUAUAUCGUACAAAUGUUUCACCAUCUGUUAAACUCAGAUUUUUGUAAUUUUGGUCCAUUCAUGAAUUAUUUUUGUGAUUUUGUCAUGUUUUGUUUCAGAUAUAUUUUGUUCACUCAUUUGUUCAUUAUUUAAAGUAGUCAUCAUGCACGGCCUAACAUCUCCUUUUGAAAACAGGUGAGGCCAUUACUUAUUUCCAUACACCAUAUGAUUAAAGAACUAUAAACAUUUUUGCAUAAUUGACUAUAUUCCAAGCCAAAGUCAUGAAUGAACAUCUGUUUUCUCUUACAGAAAUGACAACUGUGAUUAUUACAAAUAAUUAGAAUAACUUUGUGUUUCUAAUGUCUUCAUUUUCACUGUUAUUGAAGGCCAGGUUAUGUUGAACUAAUUUAUUUUUAUUAUUUGAAUAUUCUACGCUGCUGAAUUAUUCUGU
Molecule: messenger RNA, 3178 nt
Organism: Poeciliopsis prolifica (blackstripe livebearer)
Lineage: Eukaryota; Metazoa; Chordata; Actinopteri; Cyprinodontiformes; Poeciliidae
Product: perforin-1-like
Exons: 4
Coding region: 1-1764 (587 amino acids)
Source: RefSeq, a predicted model, not a curated record